Molecule: messenger RNA, 1779 nt
Organism: Geodia barretti
Lineage: Eukaryota; Metazoa; Porifera; Demospongiae; Tetractinellida; Geodiidae
Source: the annotation of a GenBank genome assembly
AUGCAAAAACAUACUUAUGACCCUGCAGCCAUCGAGUCGAAGUGGCAAAACAUUUGGGAGGAACGUAAGGCGUUUCGUACACCUGACGACCCCAAGGCGUGGGAAGGAAAACCGAAAUAUUAUAUCCUUGAUAUGUUUCCUUACACCUCCGGCGCAGGGCUCCAUAUUGGACACCCCGAAGGUUACACGGCUACCGAUGUGCUGGCGCGUAUGAGACGUAUGCAGGGCUAUAAUGUACUGCACCCAAUGGGCUGGGACUCGUUUGGGCUAACCAUCGAACGUACCGCCGAGCGGGAGAAUAUUCAUCCCGCUAUCGUCACACGACGCAACAUCGACAAAUUUCGGCAGCAGAUUAAACAGAUCGGUUUCUCGUAUGAUUGGGAUAGGGAGAUAAGCACCUCGUCGCCUGAUUACUACAAAUGGACACAAUGGAUUUUCCUCAAACUCUACGAGAAGGGGUUAGCAUACCUCGCUGAUGUGCCUGUAAACUGGUGUCCGGCAUUGGGGACGGUUCUCUCUAACGAGGAGGUCAAGGAUGGAAAGUAUGUCGAAACCGGCGAUCCCGUUGAACGCCGGUUGAUGCGACAGUGGAUGCUCAAGAUUACUGCGUAUGCAGACCGACUCCUAAAGGAUAUUGAAGAGGUAGAUUGGCCCGAAGGCAUCAAGGAGAUGCAGCGGAAUUGGAUUGGGAAAUCGGAGGGGGUGGAGGUCGAUUUUGCGAUUAAGGACACCGACGCUUCAUUUACCGUUUUCACAACGCGACCGGAUACGCUGUUUGGCGCAACGUACUGCGUCUUUGCACCGGAGCAUCCGUUGGUUGAACAGAUGACGACCGAUGCGCAGAGGUCUGCUGUGCAGGCUUACGUUGACGAGGCAAGGAACAAAACCGAUCUGCAGCGAACAGAUCUCGCUAAGGAAAAAACUGGCGUUUUUACGGGUGCUUACGCGAUUAAUCCAGCUAAUGACAAAGCGGUUCCAAUUUGGGUUGCCGAUUACGUGCUGAUGGGUUAUGGUACAGGUGCGAUUAUGGCAGUUCCCGCUGAGGAUGAUCGCGACUGGGAGUUUGCUAAAACAUUUGAUCUGCCGAUCGUUCGCACGGUGCAGCCGCCGAGUGAUUUCGGGGACGAACCUUACCUCGGCGAUGGCCCAUCGAUUAAUAGCGGUUUCCUGAAUGGGCUUAAUAUUCAGGAUUCAAAGGAACGGAUGACUGAAUGGCUUGAAAGUAAAGGGAAAGGGAAAGCGCAAGUACAGUACCGCUUGCGCGAUUGGCUGUUCUCGCGUCAACGUUAUUGGGGAGAACCAUUUCCCACUGUGCAGCUGGAAGAUGGUACGAUUAUGUCCGUACCUGAGAGCGAACUUCCGGUGGAAUUACCGCCUAUUGAUGAGUAUAAGCCGACCCCCGAUGGCAAACCACCCCUUGCCCGCGCCUCGGAUGACUGGCUGAUGAUCACACUGCCGGACGGACGGAAAGGAGUGCGGGAAACAAAUACAAUGCCCCAGUGGGCGGGAUCUUGUUGGUAUUAUCUGCGAUAUAUGGAUGCUCACAACGCAACCGAAGCGUGGUCUGCCGAAGCAGAGCACUAUUGGAUGCCUGUUGAUCUUUAUGUCGGCGGUGCAGAGCACGCUGUCCUACACCUACUCUAUGCACGCUUUUGGCACAAGUGCUAUAUGAUUGUGGCCUUGUCUCCACAAAGGAGCCAUUUCAAAAACUCUUCAAUCAGGAAUGCGGGCGAAAUACACAGAUUGAAAAGAUGUCAAAAUCUCGCUUCAAUGUCGUAA